This is a messenger RNA of Capronia coronata CBS 617.96, 1014 nucleotides long. RefSeq lists its product as uncharacterized. Lineage: Eukaryota; Fungi; Ascomycota; Eurotiomycetes; Chaetothyriales; Herpotrichiellaceae. Gene Ontology annotation, cellular component: membrane. The transcript has 2 exons. The coding region runs from base 1 to 1014 and encodes 337 amino acids. The record is from RefSeq and is a predicted model, not a curated record.
AUGGCAACGGACAUCAGUCUAUACCCUUACAACCCGAGCCAUGUGCUGCCCAUCAUAUUCGCAACACUCGUGGGCUUGUCACUGCUUCUCUAUGUUUUCCAGAACUUGUAUUGGCGCGUCAUGUACUUCAUGUGCUGGGGCGGCGCCGUGUUCACGACAGGAUGGAUCCUGCGUGCCGUGUCGACAUACCAUCCUACCCAUCUAGGCUUGUACGUCGGACAGGCGGUCUGCAUCUAUGGCGGCCCUCCCAUCUACUCGGCGGCCGAAUACAACAUCCUAGGCCGACUGUUGCACUAUCUUCCCAUGCACGCGCCGCUGAAUCCCAACCGUGUGCUCUAUUUCUUCUUAUAUCUGGGUGUUCUCGUCGAAGCCUUGACCGCCGCCGGGGCAGCACGUAUUGCAGCAGCAAGGGGCGACCUCGCAGUAUACAAAAGCGGAGGGACUCUGAUCUCCAUUGGGCUCGUCCUGCAAGCGGUGCUUGAAUGUCUUUUCAUGGCCAUUGUUGCCUGGCUGCAUCGUCGGUGUCGGCGCUCCGGUAUGCUGGCGCCCAAUGUUCGCUCGCUUUGCAUCAUGCUGUACGGCACUUCGACGCUGAUAUUGCUCCGCUGUAUCUAUCGUGCCGUCGAGGCAUUCGCGACCUUCAACUCACUCACUUCUUGUUCGCACCUCUGUCGCGCCCUCCUCUUGCACGACUGGUACAUCUACGCCUUCGAAGCGGCGCCUAUGGUCAUGUACACGUACUGGCUGAACAUCAUCCAUCCCGGCCGAUUGCUGCCAGCCCAGUCUAAUCGCUAUCUCGACCUAGAUGGCAAGACGGAACGCCGUGGGCCUGGUUGGACAGAAAAGCGUGCCACAUGGUGGACUUUUCUCGACCCUUUUGAUCUGCGCGGUCGGGCCAGAGGGCAGCCUCAGCAUGAAGAGUUCUGGUUGCACCCUCAAAGCUGGCCUGUUUGUGAAGACGGCAGUUAUGCCCAGCGAACAGGCACGAAGUCGAGAGUUGCAUGGCCGUGCUGA